Messenger RNA from Paramuricea clavata, 6198 nucleotides. Lineage: Eukaryota; Metazoa; Cnidaria; Anthozoa; Malacalcyonacea; Plexauridae. The record is from the annotation of a GenBank genome assembly.
CGCAGCAUCAAAAUGGUUGAGAAUAUUUCAGACAUGAGUGUGAUACGUGGGACUUUGUUGAGCAUGGAAAACCGCACUUUUACGAUUUCGUCGGGUGUUCCUGCAUUCCUUGCGAAGUUAUGGAAGCUAGUGGACGACCCGUCGUCCGAUCAUUUGAUUUCAUGGAGUCAAGUAAGUGCUUAUUCCAAGCUUUCGAUUUUACCAAUAUGGCUUCCUCAUUUUAUGGCUUAUAUGUUCCGCGUCACGCACAGCACAUGCCCGAACUACAAGUGAUUUAUAAUCCUGCACAUUUUGCGUGUUGUUUUGUAGGACGAAACAAGCUUUAUUGUUCACGACCAAGUCACAUUUUCAAGAGACAUUCUACCCAAGUAUUUCAAACACAACAAUUUUGCAAGCUUCGUACGACAACUGAAUAUGUGUAAGUCUGUGUAAACAGAAAAUAUCUUCUUGUAAUCUCGCAAAUCGAGCGUUAAUAUACUAGAUUUUUAUGAUAACAUUUUGUAGUGUAUUUGUUGCUACACAAGUCGACUGUAUUAAUUUCAAUCCUUUAGCUUAGUGGUUGGUCUUUUACACUUAAAUAGAUGCCCCACCGUUUUAUGACUUUUGUAGGCGUCGGUAUAUAUGUGCGAAAUAUUUGAAAAGGCUUUAUAGCACCCACUACAGCAUGAUGCAACGUGAAAAUGCUUGUUUUUAUUUUUAAAACCUGUUUACUAUCAUAAAGUAUGAGUUCAAUACUAUAUAGUAAUUUUAUUUUGCAUCAAUGGACAAAUCCAAGCAUUAUUAACAUGUAGUCAAUAGUUGAAAGAAUAAUUGCUGUAAUUUUUUGUGUGUAGUGAAAUGUUAAAAUGCUUUACUGUAACAUUAAAUUAAACAUGAUUCGUAAAGUUAAUUUGCAACUUUAUUUUUUUUAAAUGGGGGCUGUGCCAUUGUAGGUCAGUGGGUGUAUUUUUGGCAUAUAGGGGAAAUAUUAAAUAUGAAGAGAGCAUGUACAAAUUGAAUGUAAAUUCCCCAAGUAAACGGAAUGUAAUAUGUAUCAUUAGCACUGUGUAAAAUGUGUGUUAGCAACAAUAGUUUAUGUCUUGAUAGUUGUUAAUUCGUGCCUCAACUUGCCUCGACCAUGAGUGAUAAAAGAAAGUACUAUGGAUUUAGUUUUGCAAUUUGGCUAGUUGUUACAGCCUAUUUACGUGUAAUUAAUUUUUUGACAUUUCAAUCAACUGAAAGCGAAUGAUAGUUUGUAAAUUGAUAUUACUUGUGCAAAUAGCACGUUGAUUUUCUGAAAAAAGUUGUCGAAAGUAUAGAUUCCAUAUGUUCAGUAAUAAAAAUAAGACUACAGUCGAAGGGGCUGUUUAUAUGGAAACCCCAGGUUGGCCCAAUGAGAUUGUGCCAUAUUUCUACAGUAGAAAUUUUGUUUAUAUGGCAACCAAGCUGCUGUAAGAUUUCCAUGUUAUGUUGUUGUUAAUUCUGUGAUUCCCACUGUUCAGUGUGCAUAAAGUUUUAAGUGGACACUAAUAGCCCAAGAUAAUUGCCCCCAUACACACACCCAGAUACCUUUUAUAGUACAAUAUGCCUGUAUACUCGCAGGCUUUGUUGUGGUAAUUAAAUCCUACUGUGGGCCCAACUUAAAUUGUUCUAUUUUAGUACAACUAUGACUCUGAGCAAUGCAUAAUAAUAUCAGGAUACAAAUGAAUGUUUGUACAGUCACAGAAACUUUAGUCAAAACAGCACAUGCUACAUAUGGUCAUCAACACCCCUGUAAUUGGUUCGUUGGGAUUUUAUUUUACUAAAUUUUAUGGCAAAAAUGUGAGUUGACAGCAGCAUCACAUGAUAACCUAGCAAACCACAAUGUGCCUCCCCAAAUUGUAUUAUGAUUUUGCAGUGUUUAGGUAUAACACAGUAUUAACUCUGUUAAUUUGGUUAACUGGUUAUUCAGAGAAAACUCUCAGGAAAUUCAAAGACGUAUAUAUGAAAAUACUGUAUUAGCACUUAAGUAACAUAUUGUAUGUCGUUGUUUUAAUGGUUGGGUAAUCAAAGCAUUCAAAACAAAGUGCUUGAAAGUUUUAAUGCAUGCUUAGAAAUAGGAUGGCUUACUUGGUCAGUUUUUUCUCAAUAUAUUCCAUUUCCCAUUGAAUCUCACUGCCUUUGCUAAUUUUAUCUUAUUCAAAGAAAAUUUUGUUGAAUUUGUUUAGAUGGAUUCCGUAAAGUAGUUGGUGCUGAACAGGGUGGUUUGAAAGCAGAAAAAGACGACUGGCAAUUUCAAAAUGCUAAUUUUAUCCGAAGCCAACCGCGAUUACUUGAAAAUGUCAAAAGAAAGGUAUAAAGUUCAGAUGAAAUGCUAAGUUAUAUUUGCAUGCAAUCAUAACUAUGUGUUUCUUAGAAUUAUUUGUACUGAUAUGAUUUGUGGUGUAACUUUAUUUAAAAAUAUUGCCUUAUUUUUGCAGUCAACUCCAGACGACAAAAAAGUAAAGGGUGAGGAGUAUAAUCGUGUCUUGUCAGAUAUUCAUCACAUCAAAGGAAAACAGGUUGAUAUGUCAUCAGUACUGGACCAAGUUAAAAUGUAAGAUAUGGAAAUUACUUGUACAAUGAUGUUAAAAAAAUGUUCACUCAUUUGGCCACAAUGACCUAAUCUGCAACUCUGUUUUUUUACUCUAUCUAAUGCCAUGCAAUUUUACUUGUCAAGCAAAAGUAUUAGACAUUGAAUGAUAGAAAUUUCAUCUGUUUGACAGGGAAAAUCAAAGCUUGUAUCAAGAGCUUGGGGACUUGAGACAAAAACACGAGGAACAAGAGCAAGUGGUAAACAAGGUAGACUAAUUUUUUUACAUAAAUUAUGAUAUGUUAAUUGUAGACAAAUUAAAGCUUUCCUUUUUGUUCCACAGCUAAUUCGGUUCCUGAUGAAACUUUUGUAUUCCAACAAUGGUCUCACAAACAAAAGGCCGUUGAUGUUGACAGGACCAGAAUCUGGUAAUCCCAAACGACAAUGUACGACAGGGGUUAAUAUGGAUAAUCCAGGGGCAUCUCAACAGGAUUCAUACAAUAUGAGGGUAAGUAUUCUUUUCUUUAGUACAUGUAUUUUUGGAUGAAACAACAUAAGCAACUAUUUAAAUUUAUCCUAUAGAAAAUGAGCAGGUACUAACAACUAGCCUCUGUCAUUUCUUAUAAUAGUCUCCCCCAAGACCAGGCGGUAUGACGGUCACACCCAACAGUUAUCCAGGUAAGCACAAAAACCACAGUAAGAUAAAUUAGCAGAUUACAUACAAUGUUUCUUAGUGUGUCAAUCGGAUGUCUCAAUGGGGUAUCCCAAUAACUCUGCAUUGGUCAAAAUGCUGGUACAUUCUGCCAGAGAUGUUGGGUUUAAUUUCCAGUUGGGACACUCGAAAUUGAAUUUUUGGCAAAAUAUUCAAUAGUCAACUUAAUUAAGUUGCACAUAUUAUGCAUUAGUUCGGACACAACUUUUACUGGCAAACAAACAGCUUAUCAACGUGGUGAGCUGAGAAGUAAAUGAUACAACUAUUAAAUUGUUUCUUUAAUCUUCGUUGAAUUUUAGAAACAUCUGGUCCAGAAAUCACUCCAGUUGAUGAUCCAGAGGACUAUGUUGGCAUUUCCAUUUCCGCUGUUCGUCCAAUUGUUAACGAACCUGGAAAUCCGCCCAGCACUUCAGACGAGACCUAUCAUCCCUUGCGGCAUCUUCCUAUCGAAAGCCAAGCACAAAGUCAUUAUUCUGAAGACUACCGCAGCAUGCCAUCUCAACAACCAAGAAUUGUGCAACCUUCGGUACAAACAUACAAUCCUGUAUCAACAAUGUGUAUUAUGCCAAGCAGAAGUACUCCAACCACUGUGUCAUCACAAGUUCCUAAUCCUAUCAAUAAGUAAGUGAAAUAUAGGUAUAUUUUCUGACGCUGUGACUAUGGCCUUCUGAGAGAUGUCCAGAACAAGACACUUAAUUAGGGUCGGACGAUAUCGUUUAUCGAUAAAACCGAAAAAAAACUGUUUUUUCAAAAAAAACAACAAUUCAAUCGAUUUUUCUUUUGACAAAAAACCGGGAAAAAUCUGGUGGAUUUCUGGCGUAUAGCAGUGGCUUGCAAACAAUUCAUAUUCUGUACCCUGGCUUAUUUCAGAUGGAAAUUUUCAUUAAAAAACAUCGGUUUUUUCGGGGUUUUCCAGACUGUUUUCAGUUUUUACCCUGAACCACCCGACCCUACACUUAAUGUACAGGGUUUUCCAUGACUUUGCACAACUGUUGUUGUGACAAAAAGUUGGAUCCCCUCAAAAUCUUCUUCCCUACCACAUCGAUUCUACUCUGACUCAAUCAAUUUUAUUUAGGGAGCAAUUACAGAAUCACGUCCAGUACAUCGAAGACAAUCUGUACUCAUUUCAAAAUAUCCUGGCUGGUGGGAAUUACAAUGACCCAGGCAUGCUGGAUGUAAGUUCAUACAUGUUAACUGCAUUGUACCUCCUAAUUCCAACACAAAAGGUGCAAGUUUAUUGCAAGUGAACUGUGUUCAUAGGAUGUUUUGCUGUAUCUCUGUACUUAUUUUGAUAACAUUCUUUUGUGUCCAGGAUUUGUUGGAUUCCAUUGUUGAUGGUCGUGAGUCCCCAGGGAGUCAAACAGAAAGAGGUGAGACUGCAUAUGGCUUUUAGGUUUCAUUAAAACUAGCAAAUACAGUACGGUGAUCUAAAAUUAGACAACAUUUUCAUGGCAAAUACAGUACAGUGAUCUAAAAUUAGACAACAUUUUCAUGAAGACCUCUUACCAUUCUUCUAAUAUGGUGGUACCAUAAGCUACUGUGGUUUGUGCCUGAACUAUGAUGAAACAGAUAUCUCAGACAUGGUGGUCCAGUGUAAUUAGUAUUCAACAAUAUCAAUGUGCCAUGGUUUGUGAAUAAGAUGCAAAUCACUAAAUGGCUGCUAACUUGUAGGAAUAUCGAUACCGGAAAAAUUAUACCGAUAUCAUCGGUAUACCGGUUUUUCACCUUUUACUAUAAAUUAAAUAGGAAAAUUCCUUAGUGGAAAUUUGAAGGAAAUUUUGAUGUGCCUUUAUUAUUUUAUUCCAUCUAUGCCAGAUGAUUUUGCUCAUGAAGGAGAGAGCAUUGCACUCGAUGGGUUAAGACACAAACCACAGCAGCUUAUUAAAUCAUUUUCUUGGGGGCAAAGAUAAAUUUAGUAUGUCUCCAUGUUAAUUUAUAAUGUACUUUGCACUAACAGAGCCUGUUUUUCAUAGUUCGUGAUCCCUACCAGACAUCUCAAGCAGCAAGCGAGGUUUCAUCGCCGCCAUCCACCACCUCGUCCCAUGGUCAUUCACCCAGAUACAGUCAACAACAAAUCCCAGGAAAACACAUUAACUGGUCAGUAACCUCUAUGUUGCCAGAUCAAGACAGAGCUGCUUCAAGAAGAUAUUAAUAUAUAGAACUGCUGAUCCAAAUUGGGUUAAUUUUGUAUGUGCGUGUAUAUAUUAUGUACAGGUAUACAGAACGGCCAGAUUUAUACUAGAGAACUAUGUGCAGUCUGGACGAACUUGGUGAAGAGAUAGUUCGUCUGACACUUUUCUUUCCGAAGCUCGCUCAGUGGUGCUUCUUUUAAAAAAAUGAAACUCCGCCCUUGGCCAGUAUAGAUUGUGAUAAUCUAACUGGUUCAUCUGGAUAGUUGGUGUUGUGUUUUCACUAAGACAUAUGAUAGGUCUCCAGUAUAAAUCCAGCCCAUUUGUAUAGUGUACAUAUAUAUAUAGAUUCGUGUAUAACCUGUGACAGCGGUAAUAUAUUUUGAACAUGGGAUUUUAGUCGUUCAAAAAUAGUGGAACUUUGUCAUGGUAGUCCAACGCCAAUAUGCCUGGUAUAUCCGUGAUCUGUGGGAAAUUGUGUGACUUUUCUUACCUCCGCGCUAUUCACCUUAUGUCAUCUGUGACGCUUGGUUACAUUUGUGGUUUACAAGGUACAUCUGGGAUUUUCGGUGCCUGUGGACACACCUUUGCAUUGGCGUAAAAUAUACUUCACUGAGAAGUUCGAUGGUAAAACAGAAGAGUGUAAUUUGUUAGAUAAUUAGUAUGCAAUCACGAGGCAGGUUACUUGUGUUCUUAGAAACAUACAUUUUAAAACACUAUAUUUUUAGACAAUUAUCAAUAUAGUUUUAGUUCAAUUCAGAAACAAUUAUAGAGAAAUUAAAUUGAAUGUAAAAUAGAAUAUCUGAUUAUAACAAAUGAAAUGUGCG